Messenger RNA from Melopsittacus undulatus (budgerigar), 2227 nucleotides. It is a transcript of the gene MST1, whose product is annotated as macrophage stimulating 1. Gene Ontology annotation, molecular function: serine-type endopeptidase activity; receptor tyrosine kinase binding. Gene Ontology annotation, biological process: regulation of receptor signaling pathway via JAK-STAT; proteolysis. The transcript has 18 exons. NCBI's taxonomy places the organism in Eukaryota, Metazoa, Chordata, Aves, Psittaciformes, Psittaculidae. The record is from RefSeq and is a predicted model, not a curated record. Bases 68 to 2182 code for a protein of 704 amino acids.
CGCCUGGCCCCGGUCCCACGGGUAAACAUUAGCUCGGUGGCGGCGCUGGCGCAGCGGGGACGCCGCCAUGCAGCCCGUGCUGGGGGUCCUCGCCCUGGCCGCGGCCCUGGCCUCAGGCCGCCGUUCCCCCCUCAAUGAUUUCCAGCGCCUGCGAGCCACCGAGCUGCUGGCAAGGCCUGCAGACCCAACGCUGCCACCGCCAGAGCAGGGCUCGGAGGAGCUGUGUGCCCGGCGCUGUGCCACCAGCCUGGCCUGCCGGGCUUUCCACCACGACCGGCAGAGCCAGCUGUGCCAGCUGCUGCCCUGGACCCAGCACUCGCCACACAUCCAGCUGCAGAAGAACAUCCACUAUGACCUGUACCAGAAGAAAGUCUUCCUGCGGGACUGCAUUGUGGACAAUGGCUCCAGUUACCGCGGCACACGGGCUGUGACGGAGAAGGGUCUGCGCUGCCAGCACUGGCAAGCCACAACACCCCAUGACCACAGGUUCCUACCAUCACCCCAUAAUGGUCUAGAGGAGAAUUACUGCCGCAAUCCAGACCGGGACAAGCGGGGCCCGUGGUGUUACACCGUUGACCCCAACAUCCGACACCAGAGUUGUGGCAUCAAGAAGUGUGAGGAUGCCGUCUGCAUGACCUGCAACGGGGAGGACUACCGCGGCACUGUGGAUCACACCGAGUCAGGGACAGAGUGCCAGCGCUGGGACAUGCAGCACCCACACAAGCACCCCUACCAUCCCCACAAGUACCCUGACAAGGGGCUGGAUGACAACUACUGCCGCAACCCCGACAGCUCGGAACGGCCCUGGUGCUACACCAUCGACCCCAGGCGGGAGCGCGAGUACUGCCGCAUCCGCGUGUGCACAGAGAAACGCCCGCGGCCCCUCAACGUCACCACCAACUGCUUCAGGGGCAAAGGCGAAGGCUACCGGGGACGGGUGAACGUCACCGUGUCAGGGAUCCCCUGCCAGCGCUGGGACGCCCAGGUCCCCCACCAGCACCACUUCACACCCGAGAAGUACCCCUGCAAGGACCUGCAAGAGAACUACUGCCGCAACCCUGAUGGCUCAGAGGCUCCGUGGUGCUUCACUGCCCGCUCCACUGUCCGCAUCGCUUUCUGCUUCCACAUCCGCCGCUGCCCUGAUGAGCUGGGUGCCCAAGAGUGCUACCAUGGCCAUGGUGAGCACUACCGUGGUUACGUCAGCAAGACACGAAAAGGCAUCACCUGCCAGCCAUGGGCUGCCCAGACACCCCACGUGCCCCAGAUCUCACCUCUCACCCACCCUGAAGCGCACCUGGAGGAGAACUACUGCCGCAACCCCGAUAAUGACAGCCAUGGCCCCUGGUGCUACACCAUGGACCCCCGCACCCCUUUUGACUAUUGUGCCAUCAAGCCCUGCUCUGGCAGCGCAGUGCCCUCUGUCCUGGAGAAUGCAGACACAGUGGCCUUCAAGGAGUGUGGCCAGCGGGAUGAGAGGUUGCAGCUGAAAGGGCGCAUUGUUGGUGGCCAGCCUGGCAACUCGCCCUGGACUGUCAGCAUCCGCAACCGGGCUGGUGUGCACUUCUGCGGGGGAACCCUGGUGAAGGAGCAGUGGGUGAUCAGCACACGACAGUGCUUCUCCUCCUGUGAUGCUGACCUCACGGGCUAUGAGGUGCACCUGGGGACGCUCUUCAAGGACCCCGGUCCUGGGGACCCGGACCUACAGACCAUCCCCAUUGCACGGAUCGUCUGUGGCCCCUCUGAGUCCCAGCUGGUGAUGCUGAAGCUGGCAAGGCCAGCGACUCUAAACAAGCGCGUGGCCCUGAUCUGUCUCCCACCUGAGCGCUAUAUUGUGCCUGCGGGCACCGUCUGCGAGAUCGCCGGCUGGGGGGAGACCAGAGGCACGGCGGACGGUGGUGUACUGAACGUGGCGUGGCUGCCGGUGCUGUCUCAUGGCGAGUGCAAUGCGGCUCUGCGCGGACGUGUGAAGGACAGCGAGCUCUGCACAGCCCCACUGCGUGCUGGUGUGGGGGCCUGCGAGGGAGAUUACGGGGGGCCACUGGCUUGCCUCACUGCCAACUGCUGGGUGCUGGAGGGGGUGAUCACCCCAUCCCGUGUCUGCGCCCGCACUGACCAGCCUGCCCUCUUCAUCCGUGUGUCGCUCUACGUUGACUGGAUCUACAAGGUGAUGAAGAUGGGCUGAGCCGGCUUGGCCCAGCCUGGCACAGCCACCACCAUGCAAUAAAGG